Oncorhynchus keta (chum salmon) is the source of this 2710-nucleotide messenger RNA. Its product is annotated as protein FAM171B-like. Bases 204 to 2648 code for a protein of 814 amino acids. The record is from RefSeq and is a predicted model, not a curated record. Lineage: Eukaryota; Metazoa; Chordata; Actinopteri; Salmoniformes; Salmonidae. The transcript has 8 exons.
UUGUUGUACGCCCCGAAAACACAGCAUCAGCACCAGCGCGUCAACACCACCAGCCUGCCUGCUUUCUGUGCAUACUUAGGUUACCUGCCUCCGUUCCACCAUGAGGUUUCCAUGACAAAGAAAGCGGCGAGACUAGGCCUCCAUUCCUCCUUCUCUGUCUCAAUUCGCGCAGUUAUGUCUUUGGUUCGCGGCUCCCUCUCGCCAUGCCUGCGGACCGCCUGUGCCUGCUUUUCUCGCUGGUUGUGAUCUCCUGCGGGGAUGGUGUCGUGAGGGCGGCGCCGGAGGGUGGUGUCCUCGGCGGCCUAAUCACGCUGCUGGCCGCCGAGGACAAUGCCAUCGCCACUGUCCCAGACGGAUCCAUCACCGGCCAGACGGCCCUUUCUCAGGUUCAGACUCCGUCUGUCCUAACACCAGAGCCGCCCUUUGCCCUGAGGGUCCUGGUGAAGGAUCAGGUGACCCGGCGGCGCCUGGGCGGGGCCCAGGUGGGGGUGUUUGUCAACCACACCCUGAGUAGCCAGGCCCUGACUGGGGAGAAGGGAGAGGUGCUGCUCAGGGUCCCCUACAGCCUGGGACUCAGCCUCACCAUUGUAGCUAGCAUGGAGGGAUACGUCCUCACCCUGUUGCCCUGGAGGACCACCAAGAGACCUAUAUUCUCCUCAGUGACCUUAUCGCUGCUCCCUCAAAACCAAGGCAACAUCUGGCUGUUUGACGACUCCGUGCUCAUCACUGGGAAGGUACCUGACAUCUCCUACCAGCCCAGCGUUCAGUUCCCCAAGAGUCACCUGAUGCUCUCUGACGGCAGUAACACCUCCACAGUGAUGGCCUACCUGACCGUGCCACAGCGCCACCUAGGCAAGGACUGUGUGAACUGCACCCCAGGCAUCAUUCACAACAAGUCAGUGUUCAGGAGUGUUGAGUUGCGGGCGAUGGCAGCGGUCAGCACUCUGCUGUACUCUGGUGGUCAGGAGGUCCAGGUGAAAGGCCCCAUCCAGAUCUCCCUGCCCCUGGCACACACCACCAACCUGAGGCCCUCGGACACCCUCCCUGCCUGGGACUUCAACACCAAGACAGGUGCUUGGGAGAACCAGGGUCUGGGGAUAGUGAAGAUGGUUGGAGAUCAUCUGGUCUGGACCUACAUUGCUUCUCACCUGGGUUACUGGAUCGCUGCACCCCUACCCUCCUCUAACGGUUAUAUGGGCCAUGCCAGCUCAAUGGAAUUCCUCUCCUACCACACCUACCUGCUCGUAGGAAUACUGGGUGGGACUCUGGUUAUAGUCUUGGGGUUUCUGGCUGUGCUGCUGUGUCAAUGUGGAGGUUCAGGUUCCUCUCGUGGGCCGAGGAGGAGAGCACGGUUCUCGAAGCGGUCCGCUCUGAAGAAGGACCAGACCACCUCCACCCACAUGGAGGAGGGCCAUGCCAUGAUGUCCUUCCACCCCGGAGACAGAGCCCACGGUCUGGCCUCGCGCAGCGUCCAGUGUGACCCCUCCACCCCCAGGCACAACAAAGCCAACUACAACAUCUAUGUGGAGGACCCCGGGCGUGGGUCCGCCCUCCUGUAUGAAAAUGUGGGGAGCGGGACCAAGGGACCCCAGGCAUCACACCACUACAUCAACAGUGAGGAGGUGGCCAGGCUGAGGGAGAGGUCCAGAGAGGAGCAGAACAGAGCCCACCUGGGUGGAGGUUCUCAGCUGCUCCACCUUUACAACCAGCCUGUGGCCAUCCUCCAGGCCCCGGAGCGCUUCAGCUGCCAGGGUGGGGAGCAGCAAGGAUCAGGCUGCAAGUCGGCCACCUUCCCCCGUAACGGAGGAGCCUAUGACACCCACUCCCACUCUGAGCAGGGUGGUCAUGACAGCUACACCCAGACCCUCCCCAAGAACCCCCACCAUGCCCAGGGAGCCAACCCCCAGCAGGGCGGCCAGGACCAGCCCCAGGCCCUGGAGACCACUCCCCAAGGCCCAGCCUCUAAUCCUGGGGCGUGGGGCCGUUACAGCAGCCUCCCGGAGUCCUCCGUUUCCGUCCCCGGUACUCUGAACGAGGCGGCUGGAAUGAGGGCCUUCAGCAGUGGGAUGGGGGGCCCCAGUGAACUCCAGGGGAUAUCAGAGCGUACACUCCUGGAGCUGACCCGAGGCAAGGCCUCGUCGCCUCACCCCAGGGCCUGGUUCGUCUCCCUGGAUGGGAAACCAGCCGCCUCGGUCCGCCACUCCAUCAUAGAGCUCCAGGGACGCCACCCACGGCCCCCCAGCAGCAACGACACCAGUCUGGACUCUGGCGUGGACAUGAAUGAGCCCCAGCAGAGUGUGAGGGAGGCGGAGCGAGAGAGGCCUUCCAUCCGAGGCUCGUUCCCCCACCACAGCAGAGGGCGCUACAGCGAGGAGCAGGACCUGAGCAGCAGUGAGAGCGGCACCACUGCCACCUGCACCCCUGAAGACCCCUACCUGAGGAACAUUCUGGACGGGAGCAGCGGGGCCAUUCCCAAUAUCCCUGAGGAGCGGGACGGAAUGGACACGUCCAGUGCACAGGAGGACAGUGAGUCGAGGGGGACACCGCCCCCACGCAGGCUGAGGAAGGUGAGGGAGAAGGGGAGGGCCGAGAAGAGAAGCGCCAGGCACCAUGUCAGAGAAGAGAGGCCUCUGGUCAAACGGAACUAAGGCACUGCUCACCAGAGAUGGACUGGGAUGGGACUUAUUUCAAUACCAGUCAAUUCUGGAAC